AUGAAUCCCAUGGAACAUGCACAGAGUAUGAAGCAGGCCGGAAACCAGGCUUUUAAAAAUGGAAAUUACUCUUUGGCCAUCAGAAAGUAUGAUGAAGCUCUACAAACACUUCAUUUUUUGAUGCAAUGGGUCCCGUGUUCCCGGGACAUAGCUGUGUUGAUGUGCAACAAAUCAACAGCCUUGUACUAUCUGGGUAAAUGGAAUGAAGCAGCAUUUUUAGCCUACCAGAGCUUACAGUGGGAUCCAGAGUAUGUUAAGGCUUAUUAUAGAGCUGGCCAGUCAUUCAUCAUGUUAUCAAACUCUUACAAGGCAGUUUCUAUGUUUCAUAAAGGUUUGGUUCUCCUGAAUUCUUCUGGAGAUCGAACUCAAAUUGCUGAUUUUGUAGCAGGAAUCUUCAUAAGUGUCAAUGAUGAACGAAUCUUUCCACCAACUUUUCCCCCUGCAUAUGAAUAUGUUUUCAGUGCAAGAUUUGAUGCACUGGUUUGGCAAGCGGUGAUAGAAAGGCUGGCCCAGAAAGGGAAGUGGAGGUCUUGUCUGUUGUUGCUGUCUGAGAAGGAAAAGUUGCCCAGUAAUCUCAGAGUCAACCAGGUAUCUCUGAAGAAUCUCUUUGAGACUUCUGAGUUGUAUGGUCGUGGUGAGAAGGUGCAAGGACUAGUGGAGUUAGUCAAGUGGCUAAUUUCCAUUGGGGCAAAAGCUGAAUCCAUUGGAGUGUAUCCGCUGCAUGCUGUUAUCAGACUGUGUAUCAAAGCAACAAAUAACCAUCUCUUCAGGUGGUUACUGACUCAGAGGCCAGACUUGAAGGAUAGGAUCAACCAGCAAGACAGAGAUGGACAUACCCUCCUGCAUAUUGUGGCCUCUUCCAAUGAAUAUUCCCAGAAAAGCAGCCAAACAGAAGAUGUGAUCAUGCUCCUGAAUUUUGGGGUUGAUCCCACUUUUCCAGAUGCGCGGUCAAGAUAUGUCAUAGAUAUCUUGAAAAAGAACAAAAACUUUGAUGCUGUAAGACAAGUCAGCAAGCACAUUGAGAAACACACUUCCUCUGAGAAACAGACAGGGGGGAAAGAAAGUGCCAUAGCUGCUACAGAUUCUCUCCGGGAUGUUGUGGAACAGUUUGUCCAGUUCUACAGGUUUGAAAAUGGAGCACAUAAUAAAAAUGUAUUGAAGGAAGGUGCUGUUAAGCGAUUUCUGAAACUGCUGUCUUCUUUGGAAGAAAUCCCUGAAGAAAUCCCAUGCAACAUCUCCCAUGCCUGUGCUAACAGCUUCAUAAAACAGUUGCUGGAGAAGCAAAUGUGGCAUAAAGUUUUGCUGCUACUAACAGGGAAAGCCAAUGGAGAAAAGCCAGCCGGUGGAGGACUCUUCAAAAACUGCAGUCUUCCAGAUGUUGACAUCGGCAACAUUAUCCAACAGUGUGAAAGAUCGGAUACGCAAGUGCACCUCAUAAGAUGCUUACUUGAACUGGGAGCUUUGCCAGAUGGGAUUGCAACCAGCUCUGAAAUUCCACUGCAAAUAUGCCUCAAAAAGAACUAUUUUGAACUGGUGUAUUUGCUGCUGACCAAAGGUGCAGAUCCUCAGAAUCUCUCUGUUACACAAGGAGAUACUCCUUUGCAUGCUGCAGUUUCCAUCUGUUUCAAUAAUAGAGAUGGCACUGGUUUAAACAUCCUGAACUAUCUACUUGAUCUCUUUGCUUCAAGACCUUCUGACUUUCCAUAUCUUAAUCCAAACAUACAAGAUGAGAAUGGAAAUACAGUGAUGCAUAUUGUUUUUCAGAGAGGAUUUUCAAAGCAGACUAAGAGAAUAACAGAGUCAUUGGCAAAAUUCGACAUUAAUUUUAAUAUAAAAAACAAAUCUGGAAGAGAUGUGAGGCAUAGAAUUAAAAAAAGUGACCCACUGCUACUUGCCUGGAAUAAUGCUGCACUGGAGAAAAAGAAGCACCGGCAAGAUAGAGCAGGGCAAUUGGGUAAAACAUCUAAGCCCGUUCCAGCCUCUGAGACUUCACAGUCAAAGAGCACAAGGCAUUCUUCAUCCGGGUCCUCAUUAAAAACACCAUCUGGCAAUGUAAUGCCUAAUGAUUUAAAACCCCCGUGUUCUAUAAAAACAAGAAAAGGUCAGUUGGCAAAGCAGAAAACAGAAGGAAUAAAUAGCCCUUUAACACUGCAGGAAAGUCUAGUGCAGGCAAUCACAACUUUAAUUCAGCAACUGAAAGUGGGCGACAUGCUGAGAAAGGAUCAUCCCCUAGUACAAAAACCACCUGCAACUCAGACUAGUUUGGAGGAGGGAAGAAGUUCCUUGCAGUCUUAUGGAAGCAUAGCUUAUCCUGAAGGAAAAAGGCAUGAUUGGGAGAAAAAGAACGGAGCAGGGGAAUUUAACAUGGCCCUGCCUAAUGGAGAGAAGGAAGAAAAGGAGGAGAGUCUGGAUAUUGAGGCACAUGAGCAGGAGUUUGAUAACAUGACCUGGGAAAUAGAGUGCACUCCUGAAAUGCUGAAGACUUUGAGCAACAAAGCUGUGCCUCAUGAUCUGAAAACUAAAACUAUAAGGACAAUUAAGCAGCUUGGCAAUGGGGAAUGGACUAGGGGCCUUCAGAAGCCACUGAAACACCUGAAAGCUAAUAUCCGGCUGUAUGAAGCCAAAUUGGACAAAGGUGCAAGAAUGCUUUGGGAACUUGCGAUUGACUUUUCUCCUCGUUGCAGCGAGAGUCCAGAAAAGAUCAUGGAGACAGAACAGACAGAAAGUCUUCCAGAAAAAUCAGGUAGAGUUUACACAGAAAUAAUUAGAAUUUGGGCCAUUGUUCUUGACCACGGCAAGCUGGACCGUGCCUUAGAAAAUAUAUGUAUUUCCUACAAUCGUGGUUUAUCCUGCAUCUUGAGGAAAAAGCUGAAGUGUAUAAAUGAAGGACAUCAGAACCACAGUGUGACAACAGAGAAGCGUGUCCCACGUUGUUAUGUUGAAGACACAGCGGCAGAAAAAUCAAAAGAAUAUACCAUGCCUGAGUAUUUCCCUCCAGCCAGUGCAGCCGAAUUGGAGUACAAUAUAAUAAAAUUUCACAGUUUCAGUACUAACAUGGCACUUAACAUUAUAAAUGAUGUGCAGACUUCUGUUGAAUACCCUUUCCGAGUUGGGGAGUUGGAGUAUGCAGUAAUUGAUCUCAAUCCAAAGCCCAUGGAACCAAUCAUUUUAAUUGGGCGAAGUGGGACAGGGAAGACGACUUGCUGCUUGUAUAGGCUUUGGAAGAAAUUCUAUUCAUACUGGGAAAAAUCCGCCUUGGCAAAUGGACCUCUGCUGGAGAGGCAGACAUGGCAGCAAAGACAGUGCAGUGAGUUUGAAAAAGCCAGUUUAGGGAAGGAAGAGGGUGAAAUAAAACAAGACAAUGAUGAUUCGAGUGAGGAACAGGUGAAGGACGAGCAAGACCAGGACAGUGAAAAUGAAAAGGUUCCCUCAGGCACAGCUGGUACAGAAAUGAAUUCAUGUGAUGACCAUGAAGAAGACCAAACGUGUAGCACAGAAGCAUCAAACAGGCUGGAGCACCUGCACCAGAUCUUUGUAACAAAAAAUCCUGUCUUAUGCCAAGAAGUUCAGAAGAAUUUCAUUGAACUUAGCAAGUCUUCCAAGGUAACCAGUCACUUCAAGCCUCUGGAGCCAAAUAUUCACAAACUACAAGACAUUAAAGAUGAAAAUUUUCCACUGUUUGUCACCUCCAAGCAGUUGUUGUUGUUACUGGAUGCAUCCAUGCCCGACCCAUUUUUUCCAAGAAAUGAAGAUGGAAGUCUUAAAAGAAUCAUUGUUGGUUGGAGUCCUCAGGAAGACUCGGUCAUACCAAAUUGGCAGGACGAGGAUGAAGAAGGUAACCUUGAAGCAGAACAUGGUGAUGAUAGAGGAGCUGCAGAUGCAUACUCUAGGGAAAGCGAUCAUUGGACUUUUGUGACUUAUGAUGUAUUUGCAAAGGAAAUAUGGCCAAAAAUGAUAAAAGGUAAAAGCUUGUACAAUCCAGCAUUGGUUUGGAAAGAAAUAAAAUCUUUUCUGAAAGGCUCUUUUGAGGCACUGAGUUGCUUUGGAGGCAAGCUUACUGAGGAGAAGUACAAAAAGCUAGGCCGAAAGAGAUCACCGAACUUCACGGAAGACAGGAGUGAAAUCUAUCAUCUCUUUUGUCUUUAUCAGCAGAUAGUAUCACAGGGAGGUUACUUUGAUGAAGAAGAUUUGCUAUAUAAUUUAUCUCAACGACUUUCAAAGCUCAGGGAACUGCCAUGGUCCAUCCAUGAGUUUUAUGGUGAUGAGAUACAGGAUUUCACGCAAGCUGAGCUAGCACUGUUAAUGAAAUGCAUCAAUGACCCUAAUGCCAUGUUUCUAACUGGUGACACUGCCCAGAGCAUAAUGAAAGGAGUUGCUUUUCGUUUUAGUGACCUGAGGUCACUGUUUCAUUACGCAAGCAAGAGCUCCGCGAACAAGAAGCAGCGUGUUAGAAAACCGAAAAGGAUAUAUCAGUUGUACCAGAACUACAGGUCCCAUUCAGGUAUUCUCCGUUUAGCAUCCGGAGUGGUUGAUUUGCUCCAGCAUUAUUUUCCAGAAUCUUUUGAUCGGCUUCCUCAGGAUCGUGGUCUCUUUGAUGGACCAAAACCUACGGUCUUGGAGUCCUGCAGCGUUAGUGACCUAGCAAUUCUGCUGAGGGGCAACAAAAGGAAAACACAACCGAUUGAAUUUGGAGCACAUCAGGUGGUAUUAGUGGCAAAUGAAACUGCAAAGGAGAAGAUACCUGAGGAACUUAGUUUGGCACUUGUACUGACAAUUUAUGAAGCCAAGGGCUUGGAAUUUGAUGAUGUACUCCUUUACAAUUUUUUCACAGAUUCAGAGGCUAGCAAAGAGUGGAAGAUAAUAUCUUCUUAUAGUCCUGAUUCGGAUGUGCAAAUGGGAAGCAACUUGCUAAACGAAAUACCAUUAGAGGAUGCUGCCGGUGUGCAGAAAAAAUCUCUUUUUAAUGUAGAAAUGUACAAGAUGCUGAAUGGAGAACUCAAGCAAUUGUAUACUGCCAUUACAAGAGCCAGGGUAAAUCUGUGGAUCUUCGAUGAAGACUGUGAUAAACGGGCUCCAGCUUUUAAGUAUUUCAUCAAAAGAAACUUUGUUGAGGUUGUCAAAACAGAUGAAAAUGAAGACUUAGAUGACAGCAUGUUUACUAAAACUUCAACUCCAGAAGAAUGGAUUGCACAGGGAGACUACUAUGCUAAACACCAGUUCUGGGAGGUGGCAGCCAAAUGUUACCAAAAGGGUGGAGCAUCUGAGAAGUCAAAACUGGCCCUGGCACAUGAUGCUGUUCUCAAAGUACAUGCAAAGAAAAGCAGCCCUAGGGAAAAAAAGAUGGAGUAUAUGACAUUGGCUAAAACUUACUUGGAAUGCGGAGAACCGAAACUAUCACUAAAAUGUCUGUACCAGUCAAAGGAGUUCCGGCUUUGUGCAGAACUGUGUAAAAAGUUAGGAAAGAUGAAGGAUGCUGCAGUUUACUAUCAGAAAAGCCAGUGCUACAAAGAAGCAUCUGGAUGUUAUGAACAAAUUGAGGAAUUUGAUCUGGCCAUUAAAAUGUAUUGUCAGGAAGAACUCUAUGAAGAAGCAGCAAAGGCAGUUGAAAGAUAUGAAGAGAUGUUGAAUACGAAAGGACAAAUGGUUUCCAAACUCUCAUGUACAGCAAAUCAGUUGUAUUUGGAAGCAGCUGCAAAGUACCUGAGUAUGAACAGGACUGAGGAAAUGAUGCAAGUCCUCUCAAAACUUGACAUAGAGGAUCAGCUUGAGUUUCUGAAGUCUCGUGGAUGCUUGCACCAAACAGCAGACUUAUUGAAAAGGAAAGGUCGAGAGGAGGAAGCUGCAAAGCUAAUGAAACAACAUGGAUUUGCUCUGGAAGCAGCCAACCUCACAGUUGUAAAAGAAUUUCGUGCAUCGUGUUUGCUUGCUGCAGCACGUGCCAGUCUGACUCAUUGUUCAGAAUCAGACCUGGUAGACAUGGAGAUAAUCCUAAAAGAAGCCCUCGAACUUUGUUAUCAAACUGGGCAGAAGUCUGGCAUUGCUGAGGCUAUGUUUUUGCAGGGAGCUCUGAAGGGAGACUUCACAAAGCUGAGCGACGCGUUCCGUCAGUUCCUAUCUCUGAAUCAUUCUGCUGGUGCUGUUGAAGCUCUCUUUGCAUUAUCUCAUUUCAGCACUCCUAGCCAGGACAUCCUCUUCAUGGCAACGCGUGGCUUAGUGGCUCUUCUGAGUCUGGUUAGGGGUUUGAAGAGAGCAGCCACCAAUGCAGAGAAAGAUAUGGUGAAGUUAUGCUUUGCCUAUUUUGGGAUUGUCCCAACAGGUGACAGUUGCCAGGUGUCUCAAAAUGAAGCUGAACCCAUUCUCAAGUUUUUGUCAGACAAGCCAAAUCUAAAAGAGAGGAAGAUAAAAGGUGAUUUCUCAGUAAGUACAGAGGAGGUAAAAUCAGCUUUGAAGCAGCACUUGUUAAGCAGGUUUUGCUCUAUCACCCGUGAGUUACUGAACAAGAAUUACCCUGAUAUUUGUAAGAAGUUCAUUGCUGGCUUGAACUGUGGAGACAGAACCUGUGAUUACCAUAGGCCCUUGUUGCGCCACGAAGCAAAGACAAUAUUUCAGUGUAAAAUGCAUCUGGUGGCAAUAAGGGGGCUGUUCUUAGAAGCCACAUGCACUUUCCCUAAAGAGCUCCUGAAUCAGUGCAAAAGCUUUGAUGACAUUUUGACUUCUGACAAAUAUGCAUCGUGUAAAGCCCUUCUAGAAAUGUUUUUUCCUGAUCAUUUUCAUUUGAGAAUACUGUCUGAGAACCCAAAGGCAUGUAAAGAAAUAUUACAAUUCAGUAGCAUUAUUUCCAAACCCUGCAGAGCAAUGUUGAAGGAGUACAUCACAUUUAAGUUUAAUAAUGAAGGCACUGCAGCCAGAAGAGAAUCAACUGACUUAUGGCUAAGUGCCAUGAAAGUUUUUAUCUUAUCUUCAGGAUAUCCUGAAGAAUUUGAGAAACUUCUUUUUAAGGAAGAGGAUGAUUAUAACAAAGAGCUAAACUUUGCUUUGGCAAAGGCAAGAAGUUCCCCAAAGACUAGAGACCAAGGAGGAAAGACCAAAGGAAUAGAGGGCAGACAUGGUAUGUUGCUACCUGACAAAAAUGCUGAAAAUGCAGGAAGAACACACUUGUGCUUCAUUCGACUUCUUCAAAAUUCACUUGAGCAAUUCUAUGUUCAUAAGAACCCGGAAAACUGUAAAAGAUUUUUUUUCCGUUUUAUGAAUGUCCUGAUCAGGAAGUGCACAAGAUACCUGAUUCCAAGCAUAGGAAAUACGGUGAUGUUGUUGGAAUUGCAGUAUAUUCUCUGUUGUGCUGUCUUGAUGCGUCUGUCCAAGAACAUUACUCUCUGCCUUCCAAAGAGUUACAUUGCUCUCCUUCAUUACUGGGAGUUUUUGUUCAGAAGCAAGGACCAUAACAAAGAACUGAAAGACACAUUUUCUAUUAUACAGGAGUACAGACCAAAGGAAACAUAUGUAGCUGUACAGAAUUUCAGAUUUCAUCUCUGUUAUCUAGCAGAAGUUUUGUGUGGUGUUCAUGGAAGGUUUGAUGUCCUUCUGGAUGCGUUCAGGGAUCCUGACUGCAUAACUUCAGGGGAGGCUGAGCGGACUGUAGUGCUGUGCUUAGUGAUGUUGCUGAAUGCUGACCAGGUGCAGAGUUCUAAACAUAGAUCCCUCCUAUGCCACCACUUCCCUGAAAUCAGGGCGAUGCUGAAAUCAAUGAGAAAAGACACUCUCUCUAAAGUUCCUGAAAGAUUGCUGAGGGUUAUUGAACAAGUGAGUGAUGCUACACAUGUAAGAGAAAUAGCUACAGGCCUGCAAGAGCUGCUGAUAGAGCGAGAUGAAGAGUACUUGGUUGACUGCCGCUGGAAGUGGGACGCUGCAUACAGUCAGGGGCAUCCAACCAUACGGGGCAUCCUGUAUGAACACAUAAACCUUGACAGGUUUAUGACCUCUUUGGAUAAAACAGAAUAUGCUGAUGAGCUAGAAGAGGAACUUGAAAGAGUUCUUUGCUUAGAGGACCAAAAGGAUCAAAAGGAUCCCCUGGAAGUCAUUGCACUCAGCAAGCAGAAGAAGCAAGAGCAGAAAGCAUCUGCUCAACGCCAGCUGUAUCGUGUGUUCAAUUUUGUUUCCCUUUACAUGAAGUGGAAAAGGAAGGCCUGCUCCAGAGCUCAUCCUGUUGCAAUGAAAGAUGAUGAAUUUUUGUCAGAGAUAUUCAAAAAAGCAGAUAUUGACCAAACCCAGUGUGACCUCUGUGGAGUCAGAUUUAUCCAGAGCUCUGAGAACUAUUUCAGCAGGUCGGAAAACAUGGAGUCAGAUGCUUCUGAACCUCUGACACCAACAGAGGGCAGUGGGGAAGAGAAGUUGCAUGCAGAAGGAAAUGCAAUUUCUGUGGCCAGUGAGGCCUACAUAGAGCACAGAAACACAGAUGAACACAAAAAUAAUAAUGCUGCCUACAGAUCCUACGCCGAGUUUUUCAGAAGAGAGAUAGAUCCAAUAAUAUAUGAGGGACUGGAAGUAGUGGAGGCCAUUACAGAAAAGUCUUACACACGAGACCAUUUAGCAUAUAAAGAAGGUUCCAACUUAUGCCAGAGAAAAAUCAAAGAGAAUAUUAAGAAAAUUUCAGAUGCAGUAGAGGAAAUCUAUGAAAGAAAAGCCUGGGCUAAAGCUGAAGAAAUAAUAACCACACAUGCCAACAAAUUGGUUGUCACCGUUGAUGACGCUCGUAAGUGGCUGAAGAAAAUGGACUCUCACAGGAUAAAAGAAGAAGGCUCUGUGCAUGAUAAAGACUUGGAAAAUGAAGUGGAAGAUGAAAGCAUGGCUUUUGAAGAACUUGCCUAUAAAAAAAUCUCAAGAAAAAAAGGAAGAUGUGGGAAAUUAUAAUUGGAAAAAUUAUUCUGGAUGGCUAUUCUAUCCUCUUAACAAUCUGAUUUUAGAGUGAAAAAAUGUUAAAAAGAAUAGAGAGAUGGGAUCAGAAAUGGAAAGAGUCUGAAGAAAAAGAGGAACUUAUUCUAUGUUUUGUAUUUUUUUAUUACUUGUUUCUUAUUGCUUGUAUUAUGUCAGAAUAAUUACCUGUGUUGUGAUAAUGUAAUUGUUCAAACCUAAGAAAAGACCAAUUUCCUUUCAAACCUAUAUGGUAGCUUAAAAGUAACAAAAGCCAAAGAACCAAGCAUGUAGACAAAAAAAUUCUUUCUGACUUAUCUCAGGGGUAUUUUUCUGCUCAGUCUUCUUUUUCUUCUUUCUUGCUAAUUUUCAUCGUCAUUCUUCUGAGCUGGAAUACUCAGAAAAAUAGAAGGAUAGUUUCUCUGAUUUUAAGGUCUUGCUAUGUUUAGAACUUUGAGCGUUCAGGUGAGAUACUUACAGCAUCUUUCUUUUCUAUUUUUAUAGACAAGAACAGUAAUCUCUAAACACAUUCAUAUUUCUGACUGUGUACCUGUUUCUGAUUAGAUAGGUAUGAAGGUUAGGGAUUGUCUUUUAUUUGAUAAAGUUUUGAUAUAAACUUUUACUUGUACCUAUUGAAAAAUAGAUAAUCUUAGUUUAAAAGACUAUUAUGCAUUUUAAGUGCUUUGUAAGGUUUAAUUGAUAAAAGUCUUUUUGUAAUGUAAUGUUUUUAUAAAA
Molecule: messenger RNA, 9642 nt
Organism: Manacus vitellinus (golden-collared manakin)
Lineage: Eukaryota; Metazoa; Chordata; Aves; Passeriformes; Pipridae
Gene: TRANK1
Product: tetratricopeptide repeat and ankyrin repeat containing 1
Exons: 23
Coding region: 1-8907 (2968 amino acids)
Molecular function (GO): protein binding; ATP binding
Source: RefSeq, a predicted model, not a curated record